CUGCAAACAGAUGUGGCUGUAUUUCUGUCAGCUUUGAAUAUCUUCCUUGCUAUCACAGCUUCUGUUGGCAAUGCCUUGAUCCUGAAUGUUCUCCCCAAAGUAACUUCUCUUCACUCACCAACAAAACUGCUAUUUGGAAACUUAGCGGUGACUGAUCUCUGCGUUGGACUUAUAUCGCAGCCUCUUUUCGUAACAAUUCGGCUUAGCGCUGUUAUAAAGAUGACCUUAGAUAUCCAGUACUACCUUAUGAACAUUGCAAAUGCCUUCGAUUUCAUUUUGUGUGGAGUUUCCAUCCUCACCUUAAGUGCAAUAAGUGUCGAUAGACUUCUUGCUCUUUUGCUGGGAAUAAGAUACAGAGCGAUUGUAAAUUUAAGGCACACUCGAGCUCUUCUGUCAUGUUUUUGGUUAAGUGGGAUUUCUGGUGUAUUACUGAGCUUGUUUACGAGCUUUAGCGUCGCUUCUAUAGUAGGCGUCAUUUUUGUAAUCAUUUCUACAGUCAUCUCGAUAUUUUGUUACACGAAGAUCUUUAUGACACUCAGACAAAACGAAACUCAAGUACAAAACCUAGGCCAGAGACGAGAGGGAAUGCCAUCUCGUAUAGGGAGAUACAAAAAGACGGUUUGGAGCAUUGCUUGGGUGCAGUUGGCAUUAAUCGCAUGUUAUAUUCCUUUUGUUAUCUGUGCUAUAGUGAUAAAGAUAAAGCAUUCGAGUGGUACGACAGCGAACACUAUUUGGAUAUUUACAUUCAGUCUGAUUUACGUAAACUCUUCAUUGAACCCAAUUCUCUACUGUUGGCGGAUCAAAGACGCGAGACAAGAAGUGAAGGCCACGAUCAGACGGUUUUGUUGCCGCUCAAGUUAAGUUAGACAGAUAGAACGACAGUAUUUUAAAGUGGCUAUGUCACGAGGAUAUUGCUCUUUUAGGUCAGUUCUGUGCUGACCUUAUCACUAAGUGCCUUUAACCAUAUCCAAAAUAUUCCAUUAGAGCCGGAUUUAAUUCGAAGAUGUCAAGUAUAUUUCACUGGCAAGCACUAACCAUAUAAAAUAUUUAUUCGAUUAACCUCCCGGAGCGCUUAUUACAGUUUUGGACCUUGAGAGUGGGCGCUCAAAUUCGAGGUGGGCGCUGGGCGCUUAUUGAAUUUUCACCGUUUUCAGCAAGUGUAGUAUGUUUAUUUUGCAACAAAACAAUAAAUGGAAAUAACGAAACGCGAAGAUGUAACAAAGCAAGGUUUCUGUAAACUACCCCUACUCUGAAUAAAAAUCCGUCUUCGGGGAGGUCUCUUUAUAUUAGUACUUAUUCAGUUUCAAUCUGAUUUUACCCAAGUGGGUGGGGUAGGGGUGGGCGCUUAUUCGAGGCUAGCCGCUUAUUAACUUUUUCUACCUUUAGGAUGGGCGCUUAUUCGAAGUGGGUGCCAAUUCGAGGUUGGGCGCUUAUUCGAAUAAAUACGGUAGUUGUUUGGUGGUUUCUGCAGGCGUAGCUUUAAAACAUGAAAACUUUGGCCCAACAUUUUCAAGUUUCAACCCAUUUCCAUCCUUGUCAUGCGUUGCAACAGUCGACAUCAAACACUUUCUGAUCCUUUUACGUUUCUGUGAAACUGCUCACCUACCCCUCCCCUAAACCAACAUUAACCCUUAGUUCUUACUUAGGGCAAAAUGUUGGCUAUGGGAGGGGUAGGUGGGCAGUUUCCCAGAAACGUAAAAUGAUCAACAGUGGAUUAGUUUCAAUGCCUAAAUAUAGACUUAAAUAAGAAAACUAAUAUUUUGGAAUAAAAUUGAGGCGAAUGCAGAUUUAGGCUUAAAGAUGGGAAAUAGCGUGACCUUAUGAGGGUUUCCAGUAUAAUUAACAAUUAUUCCUCGAGCCCGAAGAGCCUAUUGAGCCUAUUGACUCAGAGGCCAUGAGGGUGAGAGGAAUAAUUGUUUUAGUGAAAUCCAACUAGUUCGUCAAAAAUAUCGAGAAUAAAAAAAUUUUAGCUGCUCAAAGCUAGACUUUAAUCCUUUUUUGCCGCCAGAAAGCCGGCGCUUUUCGCUACCAGUCGGCUAUAACAUAUAGCCUAGUAGUAGCUCAACCAAUCAGAACGCGGCAUUGAUAACAGACCACUAGUUGGAUCUUACUAAUAUUUAAUAGCUUUCUCUCUUUACACACCGUUUAAAAACAAGCAGGUGCGUAUUAUCAGGUUUAAAAACUACGACUGCGAGUUUUUUUUUUUUUUUUCACAGUGAACGGCUUCAUAAUCUCUAUAGAUCAACUCAUUCUUGCACUAAUUCUUAGAUUUGGGGUUAUUUCGGUCUAAAAAACAAAACGUCAAAGUGUAGCCGGUGCAUUUAGUUGUCCGCUUUAUCAGAUAUACUACACUCAUAAACAUUAAUUUCUUCAUUUUUUUUAUGAAUCAUUAAAAAAUGAGUUUUUAUCAAGUUUUUGAACUAGUUAUAAAGCAUCGUAAAACAAACAAUUCAAAACGGACGCGUAUAUCUAAAACAUUAGACACUAGCCUUAAAUUAAAGACGAGAGCGGUCAACAAAAAUAAUACCUGAGAAGGUGCAUUAUAAUCUUUGCGAUUUUGGUGAAACUCUGUUCAACGCAAGGCACUAAUUCGCACUAUAUGUAGCCUGUUCCAGGCGUUCAGAUGGUCGGGAGCGGGCGAAAAAUGGACGUUUCUUUUUGCGCUCGCCGCGUACGAUGUAACUUGCUCCCCACUAUCUAAACGCCUGGGACAGGCUACACUAUAUGUAGCCGAGAAAAUGCCGGCCACAACAGAAUUUCGACUCAGACCCUAAAGAGGAGUGGCACUAUAAUCACGUGACAUUUACUUCGAUCGCCAACAAUUUUAUGCUGUAUUGUAAAUUGAUCUAUAUGUUAUCCAUGCUAUAUGUUAGACUUAUUACGAUCAAAGGAAAGGUGGGGAUACCAGAGAGCUUCAAAGUAGGAUGGUACCCCCAAAAACUGGGUCGAGUCACCUUAAUCGCAAACUAGGAAAUAGAAAAUUUGCAUAUAGUCACCUUUUCAGUCAAAAUAAACGCCCGCCCUGCAGCUAAGCAUUUUCUCUUAUUAUAGCGUAACUGAUCUAACAAAUCUUUUCCUGAUCACUUGUCGGUUUUUACGUUUAUUUUUUUCUAAGCGCGUUGUUGAAUUUAUCAUCAUAGCGCGGAACAGAGUCGAGGAUUCAUAGACUUCAAACAAGCCUGCGAAGUAGGUCAUCUAUCAAAAAGAUGGUACUCGUAAUUUUAAAAGCAAUUUCUUAAGAUCUCUUAAUAACUUCCUUUUCAGCUGGUAUUUCGAUGAUAUUGUUCCCGGGCCAAGGUUGUGCGCCAAAUAAUUAAAGCAAGCAAUUAAUUAAGGGACAUUAAGGUCUGUAACCUGACAAAAUGUUAUCGAAACAAUUUCAGGAAUAUGUCGGCGUCUGACAUAUAAUGUUCUAAAAUGUUCUGCAAUUGGUGUAGAAUUUAAUGAAGCCGAAACCAAUUGUGGAAUUGCACGCAUUUUAGGCAUCCUACUGAUGAACAGUUACGAAAAAUACAUAUAUUUUUUAGCAACUACUAUAAUUUGCAGUCUGUCCACUUUGAAUAUAAUCUUCACUUUGAAUAGACACAGUUGACUCCCGAGAACUCGAACCUCCCACUAACUCGAAGGAAUUUUUACUUUCCUUCUGGACAUCUCUACAUCAUUUUACCCUCGAUGGCUCGAACUAUGUUAGUAGUGGUAGAGGGUCAGAAUUAACCCCGGUUGGUGGAUAGGUAAGGAUAGUUUAGGGAUAGUCUAUGACGUCACCCAUUGUCAUAACCGAGGGAAAAAAUGCCUUCCUCCAUACUAUGAAUAACUGUCUUCCUGCAUACUAAUUCGGUAUAGCUUUACUGAUGAGCGAAUACUACAAUAGGAACAAUAGGCUUGCCUAGGCUUGCCUGUUAAGUAACUUGAGCCUGGUUUGAACGUCUAUUAAAAGGCAAAGAUAGGAAUAAGAGAAGCGAUCACCUAGCAACGCGAGAAACGGCUUACUAUAUCUUAUUUAGCGCUAAAACUCGGAUAUAAAUAAACAAAACACAUACACAAAGUAGAACUGAAAACUCUCUAUUUCAAUUUUGUCUUGUUUGCCCGACUAAAACUACCAAUUACCAUGUCUACCAGACAUGGUAAUAUGUUGCAACUCGUAACUCAUUUUAAUUUUUAUUGGUUGGAGUCUAGCGAAACAUUUGUCUGUACAACAUAAAACCCUUGUGUGUCAUUGUGGAAAAGAACACUUUUUGUGACGCAGUCAAAGUAAGGCACCUCGACUCUACAUUACAGCACGAAGAAUGGUGAACUUAACGGAAGGUUUAUACAUUGCGAUAACAGCUGUAAAUAUUGUUUUCUCCAUCACGGCAUCUCUGGGCAACAUUCUGAUCCUGAUCGCUCUUCGUAAAGUGACUUCUAUUCAUCCGCCGACAAAACUGUUGUUUCAAUGCUUAGCAAUCACUGAUCUCAGCGUUGGUCUCAUUUCCCAGCCACUCAUGGCCACCGUGAUACUCCUGGUUGAUAACAUUGACAUCAAAAUUUGGAAUGUCUUGUUUUUCCAUCUAUUGUGGUCUUCAUCCAUUGCUUUUUGUGGAGUAUCGGUUUUCACAUCAACUGCCCUGAGUGUGGACAGACUUCUCGCCCUGUUUUUGGGGUUGAGGUACAGACACGUUGUAACACUGAAGCGAAUUCGCGCAGUUCUUGCUUGUGGUUGUUUAGCCUCUCUAUUGAUUGUGUUGGUUUGGAAUCAGUUUGGGGGAAAAACCGCCAGGAUUAUAAUUACAAUUUACUUGACACUCUGUCUCAUUAUCUCACUGUUUUCUUACACGAAGAUCGUCCUUAGACUUCGGCAGCAAGGACAAGCGAACACAGGAGGAAGUCCAUUGAACUUAGAACGAUAUAAGAGGACUGUUGUAAGCGUAGCUUUGGUGCAGCUGGCAUUAGUUAUAUGCUAUUUUCCGUUUGAUAUUUUCAAUACUUUGAUUCAUCUAACGGAUAUUCACCCUAGCAUUUGUUUUCUUUUGGAUUUUACGUCUACAACUCUCCUUUUCCUAAACUCGUCUUUAAACCCGUUUCUGUACUGCUGGAGAAUCAAAGAAAUUCGACAAGCGGUGAAAGCCACAAUCAGAAGGUUUUGUGCGUGUUUAAGUCAAGGAACAUCCACUCUAUCUACGAAUCAGUAAAAAUUAUUGUGUAGCAGCAGCUCAUUCUCUCUUUGUAAUAGUAGUGUCAACUGAAAACCAAUAACUGAAGCCAAUAACUUGAAAAAAUCAAUAAACACCAACUUUCGUUAAAGGUUUAUCGAUAUUUGAGAUAAAAUAAAUAAAUAAAUAUUCAGACCCUCCCCCCCUCGCUAAAAAGUUGAAUAACUUCAAAACCGUUCAAGUUAUGACCACCAAACUUAUCGACUUUUCCUAUAAAAGGUUUAUCGAUAUCUGAGAUAAAAUGAUAAUUAAAAAAAGUAACUUUAAUUUUGACCAUGUUUUAGCCAUCAGAACCAUAUUCCUCGUGUUAAAAAUAUGGGCCCAUUUUAUCAAAAGUGAUAUUUUUUAAACUUUCGGUUUCUUUACUGCUUAACGAUAAUCUGGAAUUGUUUUGAAUUCGUGUUGGAUUUCACUUUAUUAACCCUAUUCAGAGACCCCCCCCCCCUCGCUAAAAAGUUGAAUAACUUCAAAGCCGGUCAAGUUAUGACCACCAAACUUAACGACUUUUCCUAAAAAGGUUUAUCGAUAUUUGCGAUAAAAUGAUAAUAAAAAAGUAACUUUUCACCAUGUUUUAGCCAUCAGAACCAUAUUCCUCGUGUUAAAAAUAUGGGCCCAUUUUAUCAAAAGUGGUGUUUUUUAAACUUUCGGUUUCUUUACUGCUUAACGAUAAUCUGGAAUUGUUUUGAAUUUGUGUUGGAUUUCAUUUUAUUAACCCUAUUCAGAGCCCCCCCGCUAAAAAGUUGAAUAACUUCAAAGCCGUUCAAGUUAUGACCACCAAACUUAACGACUUUUCGUAAAAAGGUUUAUCGAUAUUUGAGAUAAAAUGAUAAUAAAAAAAGUAACUUUUCACUAUGUUUUAGCCAUCAGAACCAUAUUCCUCGUGUUAAAAAUAUGGGCCCAUUUUAUCAAAAGUGGUGUUUUUCAAACUUUUGGUUUCUUUACUGCUUAACGUUAAUCUGGAAUUGUUUUGAAUUUGUGUUGGAUUUCAUUUUAUUAACCCUAUUCAGACCCUCCCCCCUCCCCCCUCUCGGUAAAAAGUUGAAUAACUUCAAAACCGUUCAAGUUAUGACCACCAAACUUAACGACUUUUGAUCUGGACUGGAUAAUAGGCCCAAAAUAUGAUAAGGAGGGAAACAAGCCAAUGUGUAAAUUAGAAAGUACUCAAUUCAAUAACGUGUACUUAGUAGUUCUUUGCUUACCUGAUUCCUAGUCGAAUUGGAAUUUAAAACAACCUCGUCCCCAGGGCACUUUUCCUUGGCUUUGGAGGUUGUUGAUAAGAAGAGGGGAAAACCGGAGUGCCCGAAGAAAAACCUGGGAGCAAAAGAGAAUACCGAUAACAAAUUUAACCGACCCAUACAUGGCGACGACGCAAGGAUUUGAACCUGGGCAACAUUGGUUGGAAGUGAGUGCUUUCACAACUCUCACCACCCAUACCCCUCCCAUAAAAUGGCGAUGGAUUUAGAACCUGCCCAACUAUAAGAUAGAUCGCAUUUUAUGGUAAACAUCGACCGGAAAAGCAAAAUGAUAAAUAAAAUAAGAAUUUAUCCAUGUGAUAAGGUUGGUCCGUUGGUCUAGUUGAGUGAUUCUCGCUUAUGGUGCGAGAGGUCCCGGGUUCUACUCCAGGACAAGCCCCAACCUAUUCACCAUUUUCACAUAGACCAACUUGUUUAGCCCUCAAAAUGUUGCAUAACCCUUUUUCUUCGAUUUCUCCUGGGACGACCGCAAUACCCAGAAAAAAUUGGAAACAACAGUUAUGCAAAAUUUCGGGGGUUAAACAAGGUGCAUCAUGGGCCAUGUGAAUAAUUCACCACUUUAUUUUUGUUUUUUUUUUUAUCUUUAUUUUUUCUAUCACUCUUCCUGCCGUAAGGAUCAAUUUACUGUUUAACGUUUAAAUCUUGGUAUGUGAAAAUAGCGAAUUGUGAAUUUAAUUUUCAGGCGUUCACCUUUUUUUGUGGCUCGGGGGCUGCCUCUUCCUCUGGCACUUCGUUUUUCGUAAAGUGGCGAGCGAGAAAGGCGAGUAACACGCGAGUGACUGGUGACGAAACGUAAGGGACCAUGGGAAGGAGAAAAACGAGAAGCCCGAUUUCUACUCUCCGCCCUCCUUUGCGCCCAAAGUUUUAUCGAGAGAGAGACGUAUGGGUACGAGGCUGGCUCGAAGGUUUUUGGUUCUAAGUGGCUAUACUAGAUUUUUUAUUGGCCUGAACCUUCCAAUGUUAAGCCUUAUAACUACGUUGCCUAUUAAAAGAUAUAGAAAACAAGAAGUCAACACAGCUUCAUCCGGAAAAAGAUACUAAAAUUUGUUAUUUGCAGUAUAGACUGCGAGCAGUCUCUUUUUUUCUUUAGAUUUAUUGAGGGAAGUGUCUCUCCCGUUUCGCGCCUUCAGUCACGCGCGUGGUCAGUUGCGUCUCUUGCCCGUUUUGCUCGACGAGCCGAUGCCCGCAGUCUGUUUGCUGUAAAAGAUCAAAAUCUCUGUGGCAAAAUCCGUUAAGUUAUAAAAGAACGGUCGAUCGAUGGUUAGUCUUUGCCGCCUCAAUGGCAUGGGUCCCUAAAAUCUGUAGUCUACCUAAAGCUGCUGAAACUCAGGAAUUUACGGCUUCUCCCAAUAGUUACAUGUAUAUAAACACCGUGACCUGCACUGUUCUAAACCGCUUAUUUCACCGGUCCCCUUUAAUCUGCACUUCCUUUGUUUUCAUGGACAGGGGCAUGGUUAUGUGACAACCCCCAUUGUUUUCCCAGCUAAUUAAAAACAAUCUUUCAAAUAGGUGCGGGAUCGCUCUAUAAACAACGCUAAGUAAAACGACAAGUAUGCAUACAAAUCAGAUUCUUGUUCUAGAUAACGAAAGAGUGAAAUACAACCAGAAAGUACCAGUAACUUGAAGUUGUUUAAAAUUCGUUUGAAUUUGUGUCUUACAAGCGAAGCAAAAUAGACCAGAGAACUUUCAGUGCAAGAACUCUACGUAUACCAAUUGCGGUAGAGAACUGUAAAGUACUAUGCUGAGAUUGUACCUCAACUAAAACUGUUUGUUGAUUUAGACUUCUUACCCAGAAAAGUACUGACAGCAAGUAUCUGUUGCCAUUGAGGUUUGGCGUGAAAGCGUUUCACCGUUCCGGUUUGCGGGUACAUUUUCUCGUUCACAAUUUAUCAAUCGGAUUCAUCCCAUCCGGUGAGCCUCCGUGAUUUUGAAAACACUUUCAACACCGCAUGCACGCACCCUGAGCGCCUCCGAUCCUUAUCGACCAGUCACAAUAAGUGAAAGUUUAGUGGCUGACAGUCUUUCACGGCUACGCAGCUCCUUUUUCUUAGAGCUCUUUCCCAGUCCCUUGGGUUUUAGUUCGUUUCGAUUGAAACUGAAAAUAAAUAUUAUUUUUUAAAUAUCUUUGUUUAAAGCUACUGUGACUUUUUGACAAUUUUAUGUUUUCAUAUACUUACUGAUUACGACUUGCAAAAAAUGACUAAUACUCAAAUUUAAUCAUUAAUAAAGAAAUGAAAAUAAUAAAAAAGAUCCCGGUAAUAAAUAAAUUUGUUAGCUUGAAAAGCGAAUUUUUUUUUUCACAAAUGAAACACUUUUUUGAUUACCACUCUUAAACAGAAAAAGAAGAAAAAAAGCAGAAAAAAAAUGGAGGGUUGGUCCGUGUGAGGGUCGAACUCACGACUUAUCAGCACCACGCUCUGCCAACUGAGCUAACGGACCAAGCUCACGCCAAUUAGAAAUUUUGACCAGUAACUUUAUAAUCCACUGAUUGAAAUUCAAAUGAAAUGCACUUUAAGAAUAAUUGUAUUCUAAAAUUCGGUCAAAAUCUUCUAAUAAGCUCAACUCUUUUUCGGUUGUUUAGAUAUGGCAUUGGAGCUUAGAAUGAACAACGUCGGCGACGGCUACGUGCAAAGUUGUUGUUUUGCUAAUAUAAACCAAUUAGUUUUUUGCCGUUCUCGUUGUCGUCGCCGUCGUCGUUGCCUAAGCUCCCUUUUCUUUUACUGCGUGGGGAAGAGGGUGGAAGAGAAACGGAGUUUGGGCUUUCUUGUGGCUGUAUUUUACAAAUCCUUUUUUGACCAAGCUUGUUCGGUCAAGAUGCUUGGAUGUUGGCCUCGUUCUUUUUUGCGUUUUUAUUGUCCUCGACUGUGUUCGUCUCGGCCCAUAAAAAUGCAAUAAAAGAUUUGCCACUAUAAUUCAGCAAUCUUAACCUCACGCUUGUUCAAUAACGCAUGCGCAUGUGGCAGCUUAACUCUCAGCAAAAUAACUUGUUUACUAAAACAGGUUUACCAACAAAAAUUGUUCAAAAAUGCCUUCUUUGUAUAGUGUCCAAGUACUGAUAUGGAAUUUCCUUUGUAUCAAUUUCUAGUCAACUAGACUGAAAAAGUUGACAUUGUUAGACCGUUUCUAAUAAGAGAGCUUUUCUGAAGGUGAUGAGUUUUUGGCAUAAAUGUAAAACUAGAGAGCCAAUCCCGUCGUGUUUCAUCAAACGUAGGCAAUUUCAAAAAAGAACGGCGCUUAACGAGAAAUAAAAAAAGAGAAAUUUAAUUGGUUUUUCACCCGAAGCGACGGCCGGAAAUGCAGUACAUCUAUGUUCGCACUGGAGAGAUCUAGGGAUGGUAGAGCUUUUACAUAUGGGUUCACGUGACCGAUCUCAUGCCAAAAUGUAUGGACAAAAGUUUAAAAAUAUAUAUAUAGAUGGAAAGAGAAUUGAAAAUAUCAUAGGCCUAUCAAUUUUGAGGCUUUUAAUUUCUCAAAAGCGAGACUCGCUGACGGUUUAAAUAAUGAAUAAAUACAAUCUGUACACUGUACAAAGGGAAACAUCGCUCACGCGUGUGCCUUAAUUGCAAACUAGGAAAUAGGAAAUUUGCAUAUGGUCACCUUUUCAGUGCAAAUCAACGCCUGCCCUGCAGCUAAGCAUUUUCUCUUAUUAUAGCGUAACUGACCUAUAAACCCUAUUCCUGAUCAGCUAUAGUUUUUACGUAUUUUUUUUUUAAGCGAGUAGUUGAAUUUAUCAUUAUAGCGCAUGUAGGUCGUCUAACAAAUAGAUGGUUUUCCAAUAUCUUAAGAUCUCUUAAUAACUUCCUGGUUAGCUGAUAUUGUUCCCAAAUUAGAAUGUUUGGCAAGGUCGUGCGCCAAGUAAGCAAGCAAUUAAUUGAGGGAAAUUAAGGUCUGUAACCUGACAAAAUGUUAUCGAAGCAAUUCGAGGAAUAUGAAUAGAAUACAGUUGAGUAGAAUACAGUUGACCCCCGAUAACUCACUGCAAACUUUAUAAAUUAAGAGUGUAUCAAGAGCAGCUGGUCAUACCUUCCUUCCUUAGACGAAGAUAAGACGUUUCACUGACGUUUGCCCCUCCAUGAUUUAAACUCGAAAACAAUGACAAGUUCUGAAGAAGUGAACAUCACAACUACGCUGACCCAAGUAAUCCCACUGCCAACAGACGUGGCUGUAUUUCUGUCAGCUUUGAAUAUCUUUCUUGCUAUCACAGCUUCCCUUGGCAAUGCCUUGAUCCUGAAUGUUCUCCCCAAAACUUCUCUUCACUCACCAACAAAACUGCUAUUUGGAAACUUAGCGGUGACUGAUCUCUGCGUUGGACUUAUAUCGCAGCCUCUUUUCGUAACAAUUCGGCUUAGCGCCGUUAUAAAGAUGGACUUAGAUAUCCAGUACUACCUUAUGAACAUUGCAAAUGCCUUCGAUUUCAUUUUGUGCGGAGUUUCCAUCCUCACCUUAAGUGCAAUAAGUGUCGAUAGACUUCUUGCGCUUUUGCUGGGAAUAAGAUACAGAGCGAUUGUAAAUUUAAGGCACACUCGAGCUCUUCUGUCAUGUUUUUGGUUAAGUGGGAUUUCUGGUGUAUUACUGAGCUUGUUUACGAGCUUUAGUGUCGCUUCUAUAGUAGGCGUCAUUUUUGUAAUCAUUUCUACAGUCAUCUCGAUUUUUUGUUACACGAAGAUCUUUAUGACACUCAGACAAAACGAAACUCAAGUACAAAAUCUAGGACAACAGAGACGAAUGGGAAUGUCACCUAAUAUAGGGAGAUACAAAAAGACAGUUUGGAGCAUUGCUUGGGUGCAGUUGGCAUUAAUCGCAUGUUAUAUUCCUUUUAUUAUCUCUGCUAUAGUGAUGAAAAUAAAGGAUUCGAGUGGUACUACAGCGAACACUAUUUGGAUAUUUACAUUCAGUCUGAUUUACGUAAACUCUUCAUUGAACCCAAUUCUCUACUGUUGGCGGAUCAAAGACGCGAGACAAGAAGUGAAGGCCAUGAUCAGACGGUUCUGUUGCCGCUCAAGUUAGGUUAGACAGAUAGAACGACAGUAUUUUAAAGUGGCUAUGUCACGAAUAUUGCUCUUUUAGGUCAGUUCUGUGCUGACCUUAUCACUACGUGCCUUUAACCAUAUCCAAAAUGUUCCAUUAGAGCCGGAUUUAAUUUGAAGAUGUCAAAUAUAUUUCAUUGGGAAGCAUUAACCAUAUAAAAUAUUUAUGUGAUUAACCGCUCUUGGCGCUUAAUAAUGUUUAAUUAGGACCUUGAGAGUGGGCGCUUACUCGAAGUGGGCGUUUAUUCAAGGCUGGGCGCUUAUUAAAUUUAAUUCACCGUUUUCAGCAAGUGUAGUAUGUUUAUUUUGCAACAAAACAAUAAAUGGUAAUAACGAAACGCGAAGAUGUAACAAAGCAAGGUUUCUGUAAACUACCCCUACUCUGAAGAAAACUCCGUCUUCUGGGAAGUCUCUUUAUAUUAGUACUUAUUCAAUUUCAAUCUCAUGGCACCCAAGUGGGUGGGGUGGGGGUGGGCGAUCGAGGCUGGCCGCUUGUUAACUUUUUCUGCCUUUGGGAUGGGUGCUUAUUCGAGGUGGGCGCUAAUUCGAAUAAAUACGGUAGUUUUGUUUGGUUAGCCUGUACACAGACGUUUUAUUUUCUUUUCGUUCAUUUCGAGUAGGGCAAAAUGUUGGCUUAGGGGAAGGGUAGGUGGGCAGUUUCCCAGAAACGUAAAAUGAUCCACAGUGGAUUAGUUUCAAUGCCUAAAUAUAGACUUAAAUAAGAAAACUGGGCUAUUAUUACCGGGGCCUAGCCGAAGGCUGGCACCGGUCAUAAAAUGCAACGCGUUUCUGUGUUUUCAAAGUUACUUUGUUAGGGAUAUAUCGCUGACUGAGAUAUAUCGCUGGCUCGUUCACGGCUUUUGGGAGUGUUCGCUGAGAUAUAUCGCUGGUUCAGAAAUUUGAAGUAGGGAGCAACAACUGUAACCAUGUAAAUAUUAAUUCGAUUAGUUUGCGCACGGAAUGGUUUAAUGCGACUAUAUUUACCACUCAUCAAUAAAUGAGAUCCCUGUCUAUUGCAAAAUAUUGUUACAGUGUUCAUCCUAGCGACGACAAAGCUUGGUCGACGUAGAACUGUGUACACUACGACAAAGCAAAAAUCUUAACUUAUUAAACUUGCAUGCGCCAAGCUUUGUUUAUGCGUUUCAGUACCUUACAAUUCGCACUCCCAACAGGAAACUUCGUCAAAUAUUUUCCGACGAACAAGUAAAACUCAUUAGGAGGAAGUCUAUCACUGCUUUGACUUAUGAAGCAACAAAACAAAAUAUUUUCAAAUAACCUUUGUCACGCAAUAUUUACUUUAGCGAGAUGCGCAAAUUCUCAACUGUUCAAAAUUCGGGAUUCCCUAACAUUUUGUCUUUUCACAUUAUUCAUUACACCUUGUUUUCAUCUCUAAAGAAUAUUUGCAAUAAAAAAGAUUUUCAUGUCGCCCGACAAACUUGUUGAUGAAAAAGGCCCUUCCACGUGGGUUGCCAACACAAAAGUGGCCCCCGUAAAAUUCACGAAGUGAUUCUUGUUUCGGAAUGAAAUUGAUGCGAAGGCACGUUUAGGCUUAAAGAUAGCAAAUAACGUGAUUUAUGCCCUUUAAAAAGACGUGUAUGGUUGAAAAAAAACGUUAUGUAAUAUUAGAUAUCCCUUAAAUCUAGUAUCGAGGUCAUUCUGAGGGUUUCCAGUAUAAUAUUCAAUAGCUUAUUAAAUUCUCUCUUUACGUACCGUUUAAAAACGAGCAGGAGUGUAUUAUCAGGUUUAAAAACUACGACUGCGAGUUUUUUGUUGUUGUUGUUUUUUUUUUUCUUAACGAUGAGCGGCUUCAUAAUCUCUAUAGGUCAACUCAUUGUUGCACUAAUUAUUAGAUUUGGGUUAUUUCGGUCUAAAAACAAAACGUUAAAGUGUAGCCGGUACAUUCAGUUGUCCACUUUAUCAGAUAUACUACACUCACUCAUAAACAUUAAUUUCUUCAUUUUUUUAUGAAUCAUUAAAAAAUGAGUUUUUAUCUAGUUUUUGAACUAGUUAUAAAGCAUCAUACACAAACCUAUUAAAUUCAAAACGGACGCGUAUAUCUAAAACAUUAGACACUAGCUUUUAAUUAAAGACGAGAGCGGUCAACGAAAAAAAUACCGGAGAAGGUGCAUUGAAUUUUAAAAGGCUAAUAUCCAAACAAUUUAAAUUGGCAAAGGACUUUGCAAUGUCAUCAACAUCUGCUACUUUAUGUGCUGUUUUGAAGGAACCUGGGAACGAGGUUGGGAACAUUGCAUUCGUAAGCGUUUCAAAUAUGACCAUCAGUGCAGCUUGAAUUUCAUGCUUUCUUAUAUCUUUUUCUUUCUAUCUGUCUCCAUGCUUAUUGUUGUUAUUGUUACACUCCGUGGGUUCAGCGAAUAAAACGUUCUGCAAUACACACUCGUCCGAUCCGCUCUCACGCUCGACAAGCCCAAAUAUCGCAGCCCCAUAUUUAGAAAGCAGCAUGCGGCAUCACACUACACUCAAAUCAGCUGGGAUUUCGAUGAUAUUGUUCCCAGGGCAAGGACGUGCGCCAAAUAAUUAAAGCAAGCAAUUAAUUGAGGGAAAUUAAUGUCUGUAACCUGACAAUAUGUUAUCGAAGCAAUCCCAGACAUGUCGGCGUCUGACAUAGAGUGUUCUAAAUUAUCUGCAAUUGGUAUAGGACUUAAUGGCGCCGAAACCAAUUGUGGAAUCGCACACGUUUUAAUCUUCACUUUGAAUAGAAUACAGUUGACUCCCGAUAACUCGAACCUCCCACUAACUCGAAGUAAUUUUUACUUCCCUUUAGGACAUCUCUAUAUCAUUUUACCCUCGGUGUCUCGAACUAUGUUUUAAAUGCCACUUGUAAACCAUUUUUACUUGAUCCAAGUGAAAUGGCAAAGAGUUUUCCUUUAUCGGUGUUUUGUAAUGGAAUUUAAAGAGUUCCUCUUAGAAAAGAUAUGCAUUUAGCAAUGCAAAAAAAUUCAAACCUUUGUUCACGAAUUUGUGAUGUUCUUACGGUGCACGUUUUCAGAAAAAAAAAUAUAUAUAUAUAUAAAAAACCUCUCACUUUUCAGAUGAGUUCUCCCUAAUUGAACAUGUUGACUUGACGGGUAAAUUGACUGAAAACAUAUGACGUUUGCUCAACUAAAACUACGCUCCCCGACGUGGUAAUAUGUUGCCAUCGUAACUAAUUUAUAAAUUGGUUGGAGUCUAGCGAAACAUUAAGUAAUAUCAUUGUACACCUGUCAACUUACUUUACGUUUGUUACCACACGUUUCUGAUAGGUGUGUUAAAUAAACAAACGCAAUUUAUACAACAUAAAAACCUUGUGUGUCAUUGCGGAAAAGAACACUUUUUGUGAAGCAGUCAAAGUAAGGCAUCUCGUCUCCACAGUUAGAAAAAUGGUGAACUUGACGGAAGGCGGAAACGUCACUGUCAUGAAGACACUGCUUUCUGCAAACAUACGUGUAGGUUUCUACAUUGCGAUAGCAGCUGUAAAUAUUGUUCUCUCCAUCACGGCAUCUUUGGGCAACAUUCUGAUCCUGAUUGCUCUUCGCAAAGUGACUUCUAUUCAUCCGCCGACAAAACUGUUGUUUCAAUGCUUGGCCAUCACUGAUCUUGGAGUUGGUCUCAUUUCCCAGCCACUCAUGGGUGCCAACUUCCUGGCUGUUUAUAUUAAAAAUCUUGACUUCAAAAUUUGGAAUAUUUCCUUGUACCCUCUACUCUGGUCUUCAUCUAUCAUUUUUAGUGGAGUAUCCGGUUUUGCAUCAACUGCCCUGAGUGUGGACAGACUUCUCGCCCUGUUUUUGGGGUUGAGGUACAGACACGUUGUAACACUGAAGCGAAUUCGUGCAGUUCUUGCCUGUUGUUGGUUAACCGCUCUAUUGACUGUGUUGGUUUGGUAUUUAAGGGAAAACGCCGCCAUGAGUAUGAUUAUGAUUUCGUUGACACUUUAUCUCAUUAUCUCGCUGUUCUCGUACACGAAGAUCGUCAUUAGACUUCGGCAACAUCAGUCCAGUGUACGAGACAGUGUUCAGCAAGGACAAGCGAACACAGGAGGAAUGCCAUUGAACUUAGAACGAUAUAAAAGAACUGUUGUAAGCGUAGCUUUAGUGCAGCUGGCAUUAGUUAUAUGCUAUUUUCCAUUUAAUAUUUUCCUUACUUUUGUUCAUCUGAAGGGUAUUCACCCCCGUCUUUAUUUUAUUUUGAAUUUUACUGCAACUCUAGUUUUCCUAAACUCGUCUUUAAACCCGUUUCUGUACUGCUGGCGGAUCAAAGAAAUACGACAAGCAGUGAAAGCCACAAUCAGAAGGUUUUGCGCGUGUUUAAGU
Porites lobata is the source of this 15776-nucleotide messenger RNA. The record is from the annotation of a GenBank genome assembly. NCBI's taxonomy places the organism in Eukaryota, Metazoa, Cnidaria, Anthozoa, Scleractinia, Poritidae.